This is a messenger RNA of Tilletiopsis washingtonensis, 492 nucleotides long. RefSeq lists its product as hypothetical. Gene Ontology annotation, biological process: glycine decarboxylation via glycine cleavage system; protein lipoylation. NCBI's taxonomy places the organism in Eukaryota, Fungi, Basidiomycota, Exobasidiomycetes, Entylomatales. The coding region runs from base 1 to 492 and encodes 163 amino acids. Gene Ontology annotation, cellular component: mitochondrion; cytoplasm; glycine cleavage complex. The transcript has 3 exons. The record is from RefSeq and is a predicted model, not a curated record.
AUGCUUGCCUUCGCUCCCCGUCUCGCCGUCCGUUCGCUGCCGCGUGCCGUGCCCGCGCUCCGCGUGGCGCCCGCGGCGCGCCGCACGCUCCUCACGUCGGCGGUGCGCCGCGGCGUCUCGACGCGCUACACGGCCGAGCACGAGUGGGUGCGCUUCGACGACGCCAGCAACGUCGGCACCAUCGGCAUCACCGACUAUGCGCAGAACUCGCUCGGCGACGUCGUCUUUGUCGAGCUGCCCGCCGAGGGCUCGCAGGUCAAGAUGGGCGAGCAAAUCGGCUCCGUCGAGUCCGUCAAGGCCGCCUCGGACAUCUACAGCCCCGUGUCGGGCGUCGUCGAGAGCGUGAACACGGAGCUCGGCGACCAGCCGGGCCUGCUCAACAAGAGCCCGCUCGAGAACGGCUGGCUGUGCCAGAUCAAGCUGGCCAACCCGUCCGAGUUCACGACGCUGCUCGACGAGGCGGCGUACAAGGCGCUGUGCGAGGAUGCCUAG